UGCUCGAGAGCAGCGAUCUUUUUUAUUUUCUCUCGACUUUGGUCCAUGACCCAGUGAGUUUGAUCUGGCUGUGUAACUGUUGUCCUUUUUCAUAAGCAUUAGCAGUUAGUUCUACAGAUGAACCAACAGAGUUAGAGCAAGGGUGCGUGUGAGGCUGCCAUCGUGAAGCUCAGAGGAGCCUGAGGCACUGCAUUGCUGUGAAAAGCUUAGUGUAUUUUGCAGGGUUUGGUGUUCUAUGACUUCAAUUUGUGGCUUUUAAUAAUAGGGAAUUGAACACAUCACGUUUGGUAAACGGUGUGAACAGUCUACGUACAGAUCAGUCACAAGAUUCUUCUAGCAUGGCCUCAGCAGAGGGUGGAGUUGGUGGAAUCCUAACUGAAGUUAAGGGUGACCUGUUUAGCAGCCCAGCAACAGCUGCACUCGCACAUUGCAUCAGCGCCGACGUCAGAAUGGGUGCGGGAAUUGCCAAGAUCUUCAAGGCCAAGUUUGGAGGCGUGAGUGAGCUGCAGCGUCAGGGUGCUCGCCCCGGUGGUCUGGCCUCUUUGCAGCGCAGUGGACGAUUUGUCUAUUACCUGGUGACCAAGGAGAAGUACUACCAGAAGCCGACGUAUGAAACGCUGCGCCAAAGCUUGCAAAGCAUGCGAGCGCACUGUGAGGCAAACGGUGUCAAGCACGUGUGCAUGCCGAAGAUUGGCUGCGGCCUGGAUGGCCUGGAGUGGGCACGUGUUGCCAAAGUAAUACGUGAUGUGUUCAGUGGCUCCCCAAUCCAAUUAACAGUGUAUGUUUUAUAAGAUUUAAAACAGCGCAUUGCCAAUGACCAUCAUUAUGACCGUCAUUCUCAUAGACAGUGGCUGAUCUAAACACAUCGGACCACCCUCCCCCCCCCCCCCCCCCCCAGCCAGUUGAUUGAGUUAAAAAAAAGAGCCCGUUGAUCAGUGAGUUUUAAAAAAAGUAUUCCACCCGGCGGACUGUUUGAGCACCGCCUGUGUGGCCACACGACUGUCCACACGAAUAUUUUUCUCUUUUUAUUUUAUUUUUACUUCAAAUGGGCCUUUCUGCAUGGAUGUCCCUGAAGGUCCGAUUUUUAUCUAGGUACUGGUGUAAAACAGAGGACAUGUAUACGUGUCUCAAAUCCAGGCAUGCGUGUCUCUAUGAUUCCUGACAUAGUGAAUUUCUGUGCAUGCUAGUGUGUAUAACCUUACAACCUGCACUGACUAGCUAUUGUCUGUACAUGUA
Messenger RNA from Sycon ciliatum, 1236 nucleotides. RefSeq names its product ADP-ribose glycohydrolase OARD1-like. Bases 339 to 791 code for a protein of 150 amino acids. The record is from RefSeq and is a predicted model, not a curated record. Lineage: Eukaryota; Metazoa; Porifera; Calcarea; Leucosolenida; Sycettidae. Gene Ontology annotation, biological process: peptidyl-glutamate ADP-deribosylation. The transcript has a single exon.